AAAUCCAGAGAGCAGCUGUGCACCCACCAGAGCAUUGAGAGUCAUAGGAGUUCUUAGUUCUUGCUUCAACAGUGUUUGAACGGAACAGGAAUUCUCUGUGCCCGACUACACCAGUCCUUAACUCCAGGACCUCAUCUUAUUCCCUUAGAAAGUCCCUACUAUGACCACCAUGAGCUCCCAGGUCCGCCAGAACUACCAUCAGGACAAUGAAGCUGGAGUCAACCGCAUAGUCAACCUGGUGCUGCAGGCUUCCUAUGUCUACCAGUCAGUGGGAUUCUACUUUGACCGAGAUGAUGUGGCCUUGGCCAAGUUCUCAAAGUUCUUCCGUGAACAGUCUGAGGAAAAGCGAGAACAGGCGGAGAAGUUUUUGAAGUUCCAGAACAAGCGUGGAGGACGGAUAGUUCUUCAAGAUAUCAAGAAACCUGAUGCUGAUGAAUGGGGAAAUGGCCUCCAUGCUAUGGAGUGUGCGUUGAAGCUAGAAAAUACAGUAAACCAGGCUUUCCUGGACCUCCACAAGAUUGCUACUGACCACACAGACCCUCAUAUGUGUGACUUCCUGGAGAGAGAAUAUCUGAAGGAGGAAGUGGAACUUAUAAAGAAACUGGGAGACCACGUUACAAACCUGAAGCGUGUGCACGCAGCUGAAAAUGGCAUGGGAGAGUACCUGUUUGACAAGCUGACCUUAGAAGACUAAUAUGGUUACGGCAAGAUCUGUAAUGCUGGGAGGGAUGGGGUCACUGGGGAGAAGUGACUGGCAUGCUCUGAAAUAUCAACAAUAAAAAUAAUGUCC
Hyla sarda is the source of this 790-nucleotide messenger RNA. RefSeq names its product ferritin light chain, oocyte isoform-like. Gene Ontology annotation, biological process: iron ion transport; intracellular iron ion homeostasis. Gene Ontology annotation, cellular component: cytoplasm. NCBI's taxonomy places the organism in Eukaryota, Metazoa, Chordata, Amphibia, Anura, Hylidae. Gene Ontology annotation, molecular function: ferrous iron binding; ferric iron binding. The coding region runs from base 161 to 694 and encodes 177 amino acids. The transcript is spliced from 4 exons. The record is from RefSeq and is a predicted model, not a curated record.